AAUUCUGAGAAACAUUUUCUCCUAAGAGAGGAGAAAAUAACCCCUGGGGGUGAGGGGUUAUGGGUGUGUGUGUGUGUGUGUGUGUGUGUGUGUGUGUGUGUGUGUGUGUGUGUGUGUGUGUGGACUAUGCAAAAUAAGCGCUAAGAGGCUGGUUAAAUAUUGCUCAAUUUCUGCCAUAAUAGGUAGUUUUUCCAUCUGGAGACGGAGAUGUCAUAUUUAUCCAUAGACAUUGUUAGACUCAUUUUUUUAUGAUCACACUUUCCAAUCUACAGAGUAUUUCCAAUAAUGUUUGGAUCUGCAAUCCUUCCCUGUGUGAUGAUCCAAAUAAAAGUAUUAAACUGUGUGUAAGCCCCAUUGAUUCUUCUUGACUGUUAUCCUUGACAUUAAAGUGUGUGUUCAGAUGAUGAUUUGAGCCAGAGAAGAUCGUCAGGUUUUACAUAAACUUGUGCAGUCCAUGAAGGCUCAAGUUCACAAUGAUGUAAUUUGUAAUUGUGUGUGUGCAUGCAUGUCUGUAAAAGAGGACUUUGCUCAUCUUCCUGUUCUAAUGGUAUGAAUACACUUCUGGUAGGUACAUUAGGGAAGCACUUUUAAUCCAGGAAGUAUGUUUAGUUCUCACAAAUAACUGUAUGAGCGAGUCCGUGAGCUCAGUAUAAACACAGACCCAACAGUGAGUGUGUGAAGUUGUUCCUGAAGAAGAGAUGAAGAUGCUGCUCUCGGCUCUGAUUCUGCUCACGCUGUCUGGAACCAGAAAUGUGCUGCCGCAGUCAACUAAGAUUGGAUGUGAUGGAAAACAAGUUAUUCAGACUGACAACAGGGAUCUGGGUGUGAAAUAUCCUGAUAAUCCGAUCUGUGCUGUGAGAGGAUUCAGUGUCUCCAUUCCCUGCAAUUAUUCUUAUCCAACAUCAAAUCCCAAUAUUCAGGUGACACAAAAGCUUUGGUGCUCACUGAACUCCAACACAAAUUGGUGUUUAAACCCUCCGUAUGUUUAUGACAGCUCAUCAAACACCAACUCAGACUUUGAGUACGCUGGAGACGACAAAUCAAACUGCACUUUAUUAAUCCACAAUCUACAGUUCAGUUAUUCUGGAGAGUACAGAUUCAGAUGUAUCACUAAUGAGAACACGGUGAGAUUCACAGGUUGUCCUGGAGCGACUCUACAAGUUGCAGAUUUAAAGGUGUCACUAAUCAGGCUCAGUGGAAACGGGACCCUUAAACAAGGAGACUCGUUAAAUCUGACGUGUGAUGUGAACUGCACACACAGUUCCUCACAGUUCAUGUGGUCUAAGAACAACGAGCUCUUACCUGAAUCAGGACCCGUUCUUCACUUUCCUGCUCUAACCGUGAGGGAUUCUGGGAAUUACACCUGCACUUGGAAAACCAACGAGGCCUCAAGAUCUGAAACGAUCAGCCUUCACGUCGAGGGUGAAAAUCCUAGAAAACCUGAAAAUCCUGAUCAGUGGUUAAUCUGGAUCAUUGUCUCUGUGUCAGUUGGAGUGAUUUUCAUCGUCUCAGUCAUCGUAGGAGCUGUGAUUUACAUCAGGAGGAGGAAAUGUAAAGCUCCAGAAGAAAACGGGCAGGAAAGUGGAGAGAAAACACAGACAAAGCCACAGUUAAACCAAGUUUCUCAAUAUCCUGAUGAAGAAACUUUGAAGAAGGAGGAAGUAACUUACGCGUCUGUCCAAAUCAAACCAACAACCAAAGGGUCUCAGGUCACAGCACAGCUAAACCAAGUUCCUCAGUCUGAUGAAGUGUUAGAUGAAGGAGGAGUGACUUAUGCAUCUGUGGGCAUCAAACCCAAAGGAUCACCCAAACAGCGAGUCCACACUGAGCAGCAGGAGGACGAUUCUGUGAUCUACAGCGCUGUGAAAAAGGCCUGAUGAUGUUUCCACACCUCAUUCACCCACAGUGCAGAUGAGUUUUAUUUACUUAUCAUCAUAAGACCUGGGAUUUUUCCCCCCAAGCAUGAAACUCAUUAUGAUUUAAGAUGUGCUAAUAUCAUAAGAAGUGUCAGUGUAUUUACUGUAAACAUGCAGUUUGGAAGAAAAUUGAAAUGAAUUUGUUUUCUACACAUUCCUGUGAUUUCUUCAUUGUAAUUUAUGUUGUUUUUGAGUAAACAGGCUUCGUUUUCUUCUUCGGAUGCUUUCAGACAGGUUUAGUUUCAUCUGUGUGUGUGUGUGUGUGUGUGUGUGUGUGUUAAAGUCAUGUGACCGACUAAUGUUCAAGUGCAACUUGUGUGACCACGCCCACUUACAACAAGCACUUACUGUAUAAAGGACAAGGCGAUCCUUUUACAGAAAAGUAAAUGUAUAAGAUGUGUGUAACCGGCUACUUUCAGUGCAACAACCAUGGAUACAUCAUGAAGACACGCCCAUCUGUGUGAUUCAUACAGAGAGCCCUUACCCUGUGUGAUUUUGUUCACAAUCACUACAGACGUCCUCCGACAACAUUACUGAAGUCCUGAAAACUAAUCCCGUCUGAAUUCGGCUUUAGAACCAAAACUGUCACAUUCUGAUGUUGAUGGUUACCAUUUAACACAUGGAGUUUUUAAUGAUAUAAAAUCCCGGCACUGCCAAGCUGCCACUUGAACAAGUUCUUUAAACUUCAUCUACUCGGCUCAACUGUAACUCGCUUUGGAUAAAAGUGUUUGCGAAAGAAGGAAAUUUAUUGGUUGUUUUUUUUUCCCCCUUGCAGUAAGCUAUUUUUAGCAUCAUAAAUAUUUAGAUGAGCCUUUUUCUGUCCAAGGUAACAUAUAUGCUGUGUAAAGUUUUUGCGCAUGCUGCAGGUCAUUAGUUUUCUUCCUAUUUUUAAGCUGUUAUUGAUCUUUAGAUUUUCUAACUUUAUUAAUUAACACAGUAGCAGUGAUGAUAAUGAUCAUUCCCCCUGCUAUGUUCAUGUAUUUACCUGCUAUUGUUUGAAUAAUUGUAGAUAAAGUUUUUCUUUCUUCGGUCUUACAACAGAUCCUCGAGUUUUAUUUUUCGAACAUUAAUGUAUCAAGUUUGACUGUAAUAGCAGAGUGUAUGUUCAUGUUAGGCAGCUGAAAACAUGGUUUGACACCCACCCACCCCUC
Neoarius graeffei (lesser salmon catfish) is the source of this 3067-nucleotide messenger RNA. RefSeq lists its product as uncharacterized. Bases 699 to 1877 code for a protein of 392 amino acids. Lineage: Eukaryota; Metazoa; Chordata; Actinopteri; Siluriformes; Ariidae. The transcript has 9 exons. The record is from RefSeq and is a predicted model, not a curated record.